Messenger RNA from Magnusiomyces paraingens, 822 nucleotides. RefSeq lists its product as uncharacterized. NCBI's taxonomy places the organism in Eukaryota, Fungi, Ascomycota, Dipodascomycetes, Dipodascales, Dipodascaceae. The coding region runs from base 1 to 822 and encodes 273 amino acids. The transcript has a single exon. The record is from RefSeq and is a predicted model, not a curated record.
AUGUCAACGAACGCGAACUUAAAUCUUAACAUUGAUGUUAACGACCUUGUUAAAACGAUUUUGAGUCUUGUUCAAAGAAUUGGGCGUGCUGAAUUCGUUCAAAGAUUACUUCACGAACUCGAAAAUAAAGUUCGUGGAAGAUGCGAUAUACUUAUUAUUAGCUAUAGUCAGCUUCAGCGGUGUCAGAAUACACUAUUGAACUCAGAACGUACACAGUCUGCUAGAUGGGAACAAGGAUUAGACGGCCAUGACUUUGCAGUUUUUUUCUUUCACGGUGGAAUGUUUGAUCAUGGUGGAGAAGAUGGUGGCUAUAUCAAUUGGGCAUUUACUGGUGGUAAUCGGUACCCUUCACCCUGGGGCUUCCAUGACAGAGAUUCAUAUGUCGUAUGGGCCAAUAGAACUAAUUUAGUUGGAGGAAAUGGGGGUGGUAAUGACUACGCAAUUUAUUUUCAUAAGAAAACUAUUGAUCGAAUUGUUGUUAAAAAGGAUUGGGACAGAGGGAAAAGAAUUCACCAUGUGGCAGCAAUUUAUUUCUGUUUCCGCAAUAUUGGUAAUUCUCAACAAAUGAUUGGAAAAAACCAACGGGAAUCACAGACGUUUAUUUUUCAGCCAAAUGAUACUAUUCAAAGAAUUGGUGUGAAACAUGAACAUGGUUUAAUCAACGCUAUCAAAUUUUAUGUCAGAAACUCUUACGAUGGCCAUGAACGUGAAUCUGAUUGGAUGGGCGGUAACGGUGGCCAUGAACAUGUUUUUGCAGAGAGUCCAAAAGGAAUCUUUGGCCGCCACGGAAUUUAUCUUGAUAGUUUGGGGAUAUUUUAUUAA